Molecule: messenger RNA, 2994 nt
Organism: Closterium sp. Naga37s-1
Lineage: Eukaryota; Viridiplantae; Streptophyta; Zygnematophyceae; Desmidiales; Closteriaceae
Source: the annotation of a GenBank genome assembly
AUGGGGAUUGCGCGUUGGUUUUGGGACGUCGCGGCGGGAGUAGCAGGAGCGGGCGGAGCGGGAGAAGCGGAAGGAGUGGGAGGCGCGGCAGCCGAAAGCCGGACCAGCAAGCCGUCUGAGGAUGCGACUUUGGCGGUGACAGCAACCGGACGCCGCGCAGCGCCGGCCUUGGUGAUUGACAUCCGCGGCGGCGGCAGCUGCAGCGGCGCGUUGGGCGGCGACGGGGAUAAAGCAGCGUCGGUACGGACGGCGCUGUACCCAUCGGCGCGCAGUGAAGGCGGUGGCGGCGAGCGGAGCGUGCGCGACGUGCUAAUCGUGGAAGGGGGAAGGCCGCCCGCGGAUGCGGGGCGUGCCCGAGGCGGUGUGUUCCGCAAGAAGCAGCGGCGGGGGAAGGGCAAGCGGAGCGUGUUCGUGUACGAGCUGGUGCGCGCGCCCGCGGGGGGAGGCGGCGGGGAUUAUGGGGGCCGCGGAUUGCCGCGCGCGAGAACAGCAGGCGCCGCGGAGAGUGGCAGUGCUGGGUUGUGGGGGACGGACGGCGCGGAAGGAGUGGCGGAGGGAGCAAUGGGAAAGGCGCAGGGUUGGCAGCAGCGGUCGCUGGAUCGAAGUGACACGCAGAGCGACAUUGCUGACGUGGACGAAUGGCGAAGGGAGAUGGAGAAAUAUCUGACGGAGAAAUUAAGGCGAGAAUCGGGUUCGAAGGAAAUGGGGCGAAAGGAGAAAGAGGUUACGAGAGAGGAAAGGGAAAGUGGCGGCUCGGAAGGGGAGCAGCACGAACGGGAGAACGGUAGCGGCGGCGGCGGAAGUUGGGGGUUGCGAGACGCUGAUGAUGACGACUUGUUAGGAGCAAGCGGGCGCGCUUGUAAUGCGUACGGGGGCUGUGACGAAGGAAACAACAGCUGGCGCGAUACAAGCAGCGAAGGGGAGGCAGCGGGGAUUGACCAGUGGGACCUGGACGCGGAUAUCGAGGCGCACCAUAGCGAGGAUGAAAGCAGCGCUGUGCUGUCCGCCGCCACGAGCGGCGACGGGGGCGAUCCGUGGGGCGUUGGGGGCAGCAGUGGCAGCGAGGAGCAGCGAGCGCUGCAGCGGCAGGGGCGAGACAAAGGACUAGUGAUAGACUUGGGAGUGGAUGGGGAGGAGUUGGGAGUGGUGAGGAGGGACGAGGAUUGGUUUGAAGAGGCGGAGGGCGUGUUGCUGGUGGACGAAGGGCGUGUCGUGCCUUGGGAGUCAGACGGUGGUGAGCGCGGCAGAAACGGAGAAUGGGGAAGGUCGCGAAGCUGUGUGGAAGCGUCUGUCCGCCAAGCCAGCAGGGCGGCCGUUGCCCGCGCUGCAGCGGACGCGCAGGCAGGCAGGAGAGGCGACGGCAGCGAUGGCAGUGGGAGUGACGGCAGCACCGGCCGUGGCAGCGACAGCAGCAGCAGGGACAGGGAGGGUGGGCGGCCCGUGCUGCUGCGGUGCGAGGGCGUGCAGGGGAGCAACCGCGUCCGCGCGUUUGAUCCCAGCGAGUACCUGCCUGCGCCCACAGCACCCGCAGCACCUGCAGCACCCGCAGCAGCACCCACAGCUGCAGGUGGCGUGCCUGCGAGCGAGCACCACUGCGUGAGUGCAGGUGCAGGUGCAGGUGCGAGUUGGAACACACCCACGGCAGCCGGUGCAGCCGCUGUGCCAGAGGGCCGUGAGACUGCAGCGCAGGGAGGUGCGAGGGCGAGGGCACGCCAGGGAGAUGACGCGGCGGCGACGUCAGCAGCGGCGGGAAAGAGCCAACACGUGUCGGCAUGGUGGCAAUUCGGUGGGGCUGAUAAGAGCGCUGAUAAGAGCGACAGCAGCGGGCAGGCCGGCAGACGGAAGAGCACAGGUGGUGGAGUGAGCAGCGGAGUGCAUGGGGGUCGGUCCCGGCCGCUGGGACCCCCACCCACGCCCCAGAGCCCUGACCACGACGCACGCAUGGAAAGCCGCACCUCGCACUUGAUAUCACCACCGGCUCUCCCCUCGCACGCAUCAGCAGCGUCAUCGUCCCGCCUACUGCCCUCCCCACGCCUCCCGCCCUCCCGGCGCCUCCCGCCGUCCCCCAGCCUGAGGAGGCAGCAAUCCGCUGCGGCUUCGCUUGCUGCGGUGGAGGCGAGUCAACGGCAGCGUGAGAGGCAGGCUGAUUUGACUGCACGAGCAGGCAAGCAGAGCAGGGGAGCGCGGGAGGACUAUCGUCACCAGGCUGACGUGGCAGCCCAGGAGGAGGAGGCGAGUCUGAGGGAGCUGGAGCAGCAGCUGGAGAGAGAGAGGAGGAGGAUGGAGGAGGAGGAGGAGGAAGACUUGUUGGCAGUGGCUGGUGAGAGGGGAUUGAGGGAGGUGCGAGUGAUGGAGGGCGAGUGGGAGGAGGGGGGUGCUUGGAUGGUGAAGAUGCCCGGAAGGGGGGAGUCAAGGAGGCUGGAGGAGCUUUGUGAGAAAGCGGUUGGGAUGGGUGCUGGUGGGGUGGGGAUGGGGUUCGAUGGGGUGGAUAUGUGUUUGGAGCUGGAAAGAGGGGUGGUGAGCAUUGGGCCUAACACACGGCAGGAGAGGCGGGCGAGGGAGCAGCUGGAGAAGAUGGGUGCGUGUGUGAAACAAGAUGUGGGAAUGGAAGCAGCAGCGGCGCCACCCAUGCGACGGUCCCGCACUGACACGAGGCAGGAGAGGCAGGCAAGGGAGCAGCAGGAGCAGAGGGAGCAGUUGGAGCAGAUUGGUGUAUGUGUGAAACAGGAUGUUGGUCUGGUUCCCGUGCCACCUCCCAUGCGACGGUCACGGACUGACACGCGGCACGAGAGGGGGAUGAGGGCAGGGCAGCAGGCAAUGACACCAGCAGUGAGGGGAGGUGGCAGAAGAAGCGAAGGGUGCAGCAGAGGGGAAGCAGGCAGCGGGCGGGUGUUGCGGCGAGGCAGCACACAGCCGAGCCGGCGCUUGGAGCAACAGGAGGGGGUGGCCCGGCGCAGAGAGGGGGACCUGCUCAUCCGCACACACGCACUGUGA